This is a messenger RNA of Diabrotica balteata, 333 nucleotides long. The record is from the annotation of a GenBank genome assembly. Lineage: Eukaryota; Metazoa; Arthropoda; Insecta; Coleoptera; Chrysomelidae.
AUGGAGCGUUACACGAGAGAACAACGCGUUUUCAUUGUUGAACAAUAUUUUAAAAAUAAUGAAAUUUUGACGGCUGCAGUGCGAAAAUUUCGUACAAAAUAUGGUCGGGAUACUGAUUCAACUUUUUUAACUGUGAAGAGAUUAAUUGAAAAAUUUAGCGAGAAUAGAAUAGUUGGUGACGAUAAACACACUGGUCUUCCAAAAACAAACCGCUCAAAUGUCAAUAUGGAAGCAGUGCGUGAAAGUGUUGGUGAAAAUCCAGGAACAUCAAUUCGGCGUCGUGGUCAAGCAUUGCAAAUUUCAAGAUGCUCUCUAAGACCGUAUACUCACUAA